Menidia menidia (Atlantic silverside) is the source of this 1191-nucleotide messenger RNA. The record is from the annotation of a GenBank genome assembly. NCBI's taxonomy places the organism in Eukaryota, Metazoa, Chordata, Actinopteri, Atheriniformes, Atherinopsidae.
GGAGUCGGAACCUUAAAUCGACAUUUUCUCAUGCUUUUUGUCUCCUGCUGGUCGGAAAACUUUCCUCGGAUAUCCUAUUGAAAGUAUGCUUUACUUUGUAAACCGGAUUGCGAAUAAUAGCAAACAAGUCUAAAAAAAAAAAAGAAAAAAGUAUGGAAGCGUUUUUGGACCAGUUCUCGGAAUUUCACCCCAUCCAUGGAACCAAUGUCCGGCUGGACCUCUCGGGAACCCAGGCCACUCGGGUAGACAGCUUUGCUAACGGGGUUUGUUUCAGCAAACGGCCUCUGAAGCCCGGAGAGAUUUUCCUCAUCGAGAUCGAGGACAAGGAGCUGGGAUGGUGCGGUCACCUCCGGGUCGGCCUGACGGCCAGGGACCCCAGGAGCUUAAGCGUGGUCCCCGAAUACUCCAUCCCGGAUUUGACCGAACUGGGGGACAGCUGGGUGUUCGCUAUAACCCGCAACCACAAUAAAGUCGUAGAGGAGGAGGCCGAGGCCCCCGGACUGGUUGAGGGGCAGCGGCUGGGGCGAGGAGAAGCGGAGAAUGGGGCUCAGGGAGACAACCUGAAGCCAAAGACCUUCUUCACCGACACCCACUUGCACAUCGAGGACGUGAAAAUUCCCAGAGACAAGCUGGUCGGCCGGAGCAGACCUGGACGCUUCAGCCACAUCUUGGACGAUUUGUAUAAGACCAACGCCCUGCCUCCAACAGCCCGACGCAGCCGGAUAGGAGUUCUGUACGUUCCUAAAGGACAAAACCUGGCCGACAUGCACAUAGUGAUCAAUGGUGAGGACAUGGGCGCUUCGGCCAGGGGAAUCCCCGCCAGCCAGCCCCUCUACGCAGUGGUGGACGUUUUCGCUGCCACAAAGUGCGUCCGAAUUGUCCAGGUGGACUACGGCUUCUCGUCCUUGCAGACGUUGUGCAGGAAAGCCAUUCAGAAGCACAUAGUCCACAGGAUGGCCAUUGACUGGCUCGAGUUGCCCGAGGCACUAAAGCACUACUGCAAGUACGAGUGAAGGAUGUUGGCCGGGGGUGAAACGGAGCAUCGUGAGCUUACUCCUCAAAUGAUUUUAUUAACUAAACUCUUAUGUGUUUCAUUCUUAAAAUAAAGCGGAAAGUGAUGCCAAACCAAAUAAAGCUUACUUAUCUUUUCUGUGAUGGGGGCUUUAAUAUUAGAAUAGACUUUCUGUUUGG